This is a messenger RNA of Trematomus bernacchii (emerald rockcod), 4044 nucleotides long. It is a transcript of the gene dcaf8, whose product is annotated as DDB1 and CUL4 associated factor 8. The record is from RefSeq and is a predicted model, not a curated record. Gene Ontology annotation, molecular function: protein binding. The transcript is spliced from 13 exons. Bases 275 to 2137 code for a protein of 620 amino acids. Lineage: Eukaryota; Metazoa; Chordata; Actinopteri; Perciformes; Nototheniidae. Gene Ontology annotation, cellular component: Cul4-RING E3 ubiquitin ligase complex; cytoplasm.
AAAAAGAAAGAACCGUCAAAACAUAAACAGAGCCGUCAACCUUGCAGUUAGCUUGCUUUAUAGUCUGUCUUUUGCAAACACCUUUAUGCACGCUUUCCUAAUGUCGUGUAUUUACGGCCAGAGGAUCCCUUGUCACGGCACUUAGCUCAAUUGCUAAGCAGUGAGUUGGAGAGCAUAAAUCUGCAAUAAAGAUUAGGACUAAACUGAGAAGUACGCCUCGUCGGGCCUUCGAGUAGAGGUUCCCCCUCGGGGCGACGCAGGACAAAGAGACAGAAUGGCUGAACCUGAAGUCAAAUCUACUGCGCUGAAAGGUGGCUCUGAAGAAAAAGAUCCAGGAGAAGAUCAACACAAGGAGGAAGGUGCCUCUGGAAGUAAAGAGGGACAAACACAGUCUUCAUCUCAAGAUGAUCCCAAAGAAACAGGAGAGGCUUCAGGGGACAAGCCUAUGCCAGAUGUGGAAGGAGGGAUGAGGGCAAACAGAGAGGGAGAGGAGGAGGAGGAAGACACAGACAGCAUGGAUGGAAGCGGUCUUUACUCCCUAACUGAGGAUGGUGACAGAGAGAGCGAGGGAGGCAGACGGGAGAGAGUUAGGGAUAAAGAUCGCGAGAAAAGAGCAGCCAGAAAGAGGAAUAGACCUGGCGGCGGCACCAACCACUCCUCCAGCUCAGAUGAUGAUGACGAUGACGAUGACGACGAAGAAGAAGAAGAACAGAAAGAUGAUGAUGACGACGACGACGAAGAUGAUAACGAGGCUAUGGAGGCGUGGCUGGGAGCAGAGGUCCGUGACAUGCGUGGCCCUAUAUGGAGGUCGAUACCCUCGCUGCGCUCCAGGGAGAUCGGCAGGGACACACACCAGUUUGUGAGGCGUGUGUGUGGAGCCCGGGGUCUGGUGCAGAGGCUGGAGCUGCAGGGCCGGCUGGAGAGGCACACGGGCUGCGUCAACACGCUGCACUUCAACCCCUCGGGCACACGCCUGGCUUCAGGCAGCGAUGACCUGCGGGUGGUCAUCUGGGAUUGGGCGAUCCGCCGUGCUGAGCUGGAGUUUGACAGUGGCCACAAGAGCAAUGUCUUUCAGGCAAAGUUCCUGCCUCACAGUGGGGACUCCACCUUGGCCAUGUGUGCUCGAGAUGGGCAGAUCAGAGUGGCGGAGCUCUCUGCCACACAGCGCUGCAAGAACACCAAGCGGGUAGCUCAGCAUAAAGGGGCGGCACACAAGCUGGCCCUGGAGCCAGACUCCCCCUGCUCCUUUCUGUCUGCGGGGGAGGACGCUGUGGUGUUUGGUAUUGACCUGCGCCUUGACCGUCCCGCCAAUAAACUGGUGACCGUAAAGGAGGGGGAUAAAAAAGUGGGCUUGUACACCAUCUAUGUCAACCCAGCGAAGACACAACACUUUGCUGUGGGAGGAAGGGAUCAGUAUGUGAGGAUCUAUGACCAGAGGAAGAUCAAUGAGAACGAUAACAAUGGUGUACUGAAAAAGUUUUGUCCCUCACAUCUGGUAUCCAGUGAGUCCAAAACCAACAUCACCUGCCUUGUGUACAGCCACGAUGGCACAGAGCUCCUGAUCAGUUACAAUGAUGAGGACAUCUACCUGUUUGACUCCAACCACAGUGACGGGGCAGACUAUCGCAGGAGAUACAAGGGACACCGCAAUAAUGCUACAGUGAAGGGGGUGAACUUCUAUGGGCCGUGCAGUGAGUUUGUGGUCAGUGGCAGUGACUGCGGACACAUCUACCUGUGGGACAAGAACUCUGCUCACAUUGUCCAGUUUAUGGAGGGAGACAGGGGAGGAGUGGUGAACUGUUUGGAGCCACACCCCCAUCUGCCAGGCAUGGCCACCAGCGGACUGGACCACGACGUCAAACUGUGGGCCCCCACAGCUGAAUGCCCCACUGGACUCAAGGGUCUGAAAGAGGUGAUGAAGAAGAACAAGCGGGAGCGUGAUGAAGACAGUGUUCGUCAUGGCGACCAGUACGACACCCAGCUGCUGUGGUUCCUGAUGAGACACAUGAGGAACAGAAGGCCUCCCAGGGCCCGCCGUGAGGGUGCUGACGCAGACACAGACGAGUCGUGGAGCUCUCCAGAUUCCUCCGAUGAAGAGGAGGGAGGUCCAGACAACGUCCAGUGCAUGUCCUCCUGAGCUACACAUACUUAGACCCACACACAUACAUACAUACAUACACACUGUAUUGCCCUUGAAUUGAUGCACAUAGGCAAGCACUAUUGACACACUGGCACACUCAAACACAGACGAGCCACAGACUUUGUUUUUCCUCAUACACAUACAGUCUCACAGAGAUAAAAAACACCCAUUUACUUAAACAUACUUUUGAAGAAGAGAUGCUUAACGCCUGGUUUCCCAGCAGUUGUGUGUGUGCAAAUGACAACUAAAGACUAUAUACACACUUCCAGAAUCCUGAUUUUUGGGAAUUGUACAAAGAGGUUUAGUGAGUGCUUACACCCCCUACGAGCCCCUUGGAGGCUCCUGCUUGUCUAUACAUUAUCUCUAAGCUCUGCCUAGCCCCAGAACAUUGUACUGUGCAUGUAUGGCAACAAGCACCUCUUCUUUAGGUACCCUGUAGGAAGCUAUACACCACCAGCAGGCAUCCCUUCUCUCACACACCUUCUCUGGAGCUCUCUGUGCUGAUGGAGGGAGGGUCAGCAGGGGGUAGAAUGGUACCCUCAAACCAUCCCCUUAAAUGUGACUCCCUUUUCAGAUUUGAACACAGGAGGGAACCCCCAGUGUACUCUGCAUCGCCCCAGUCUCAUAUUGAUUUCUGGCCCUGAGCUUGUGCAGCUAGUUUCAUUUUUCACACAAUAACCCCCCCCCCCUGGAGGACUACUACAUCCCUACAUGCUGCAUCACCAGACAUGCUACUUCCUCCCCCUCCUCUCUGCAUCACCCCCUCCCCUUCACUACUGAGUGCACUUUGAAUCAGGGAAGCUUUUAGUUUGAGACAAAGACUAAAUGUGCACCGAGUGUGAUUUUUGGGGGGGGGGAAGAGCUUUUGUCUUGUAUCCUUCAUUGGAGACCCCACAGUGAAGUUUAGUUAAUUUCUAUUGAUUAUUUGAGUGGGGAGAUAUUUUGCACUUAAGAGUUUUUUGACUGAAGAUUGCUUCCACCAAUCUUCCCUCCUCCUCCUCCUACUCCUUCCUUUCUUCCUCCCUCGCUCUCCAUCUUUGAAAGGAAAGAUGAAAUGUUGAGGCAAAUCGCAUAGGAUGAUGAGGGGAUCUGACAUUUAAAAAAAAGAAAGCAAGAUUCAACCUGGAUUGAAUCCCAAUUAAAAAAACAGCCAAUGUGAUAAUUCAGAUUGGAGUUAUAACCACGUGGUUCCCCAAAAUCCAUCUGUGACGCUAAAAGUAAAAAAUAAUUGUCUCAACGACAUAUUAGACAAACAUUUGAUCUAAGUGGUGCGUUAGAAGCUAGCACACCACUUGUUAGGAAAGAGGAGAGGGGAGGGAGGGGGGGGGUCAAUGUUCUUGCCAGUCAUUUGUUGUGUGAGAGCGAUAAAGUCCAGCUUUUCUCAUUUUCUAUGAGAACUCAUAGUUGAAUUUAUAUGUACAUAUAUAAAUAUAUAUUAAAACUGUAAAACGUACGCAAAUGCUGUUUGACUCCAAAAAAAAUAAAAAAAGAUGUCAAAUCAGUUGAUUGGUAUUGAUGCAGAGGUUUAUAUUCUAUAUGAGGACAAAGUACUUUUAAAAUCAAGAGAAAAAGACAUGAGGCACCAUUUCUGUUCUAUUUUUCUUUUUAUGAAUGGCAUCCCUCUGUUAUGAACAGAUCAGCUGUCAUUUCAAGUAUUACAGAUUCUAUUUCUUGUUCAAGGAAAAGGCUAAAAAUAGUAUUUCCUUUCUAGAUCUUAAUCCAUCAUUUGAGAAAGUUCUAUCCAGAUUUUCCCACUGGCUAUUUUUGGCAUCUUGUAUACAUAAGGCGUUCGAUGAACAAUUUUGUUGUCCACCACUGCCUAAUAUUGCGUUCUACCAGUUAAGUUGGAAGUAUGUUCGAUUCGUGCAAUAAACAAAAAGACAGUGCUCUUGAUGUUGUUGUCA